Messenger RNA from Neurospora tetrasperma FGSC 2508, 537 nucleotides. RefSeq lists its product as uncharacterized. Bases 1 to 537 code for a protein of 178 amino acids. Lineage: Eukaryota; Fungi; Ascomycota; Sordariomycetes; Sordariales; Sordariaceae. The transcript has 2 exons. The record is from RefSeq and is a predicted model, not a curated record.
AUGACGGACAACCCCAAAGUUAUCGUCCCUAGAGGUACCAUUUCCAACCGCACCAUCUAUUCGGCGUCGUAUAUCACCCAAAAGCGCCCAAGGAUCGUUAGGACUGAACCCAUUAAUAUGCGUAACGGCCAACGUACCGAUACUGGCGGCGCCAGCCCAUCCGUCCAGCGUACCUCUACCCUUCUUCCUAUUUCUCCUACUCUUUUCAAAUCAGUCACAGUUGCUGUCGAGGCCGAAGACCCUGCUUCAAGUAUUACCACCAAACCAGAUACCGCCAACACCAACAUCGACGCCGACACGGCCAAUGUCACUGGCCAUAAGAUGGAUGCCAACCCUUCUGUCAUUUCCGCGCCCAGCGGUACUUCUUCGCCUCAAGACACCACACCAAGCCACGCCUCCCCGGUUAAAGUCAGCAGCGAACCGGCCGGUCAUUCUAUCACUAGACGUAGAGUCAACAGAACCGUCAGGCUUAUGCCAGAGAAUCCAGCACAUUCAGGAUGCAUCUAUUUUGGCAGAGCACGUUUACACCAGGGUUGA